UGUUCUCGAUGUCAUGUGCAAUAUAUAUCGAUAUAUUUCCCUUGUUUCUUAGUAGUAUACUGACAGAAAUAGGGAUGUUCGUUCCGAUUAUAUUCUUUUUUAUUCUUUUGGGAUUCAAUAAUGCCCAGGACUUACGCUUGUACUAUAGGAAUGAAUCAUCUUUAUUAUCAGUAUACAAUGCCGAGACUCAGAUUGCCACCAUUAUUGACUCCGACAACGAUAUGUCGAUGUUGUGCGAUGGAAACACAGGAUUACAAUAUCUUUACUCCCAUCGCAAGAAUACAGUCAUGAAGAUUAGCCGUCACGAGUCUUGGGUUGCUUCGAAAACCUCUAUACAAAAUUAUGUGCAAUCUAUUAGGAGUCUAAAGACUAUCAGAAUUCAAGAGAGUGAGCAAACACAAGAAUUUUCGAUAGAAUCUGCUCCUGGCAAUGUAAUUAAUGAACAUUAUAGAAUCAUCAGAGGUUUUCAGUCAGAAAUGGAGGAAUACGGUGAAUUGAAGAGAGCGGGUUCUUUCUCUAUAUUCGUAAAUGUACUCAAAGAAUUGUGCAGAAUCAAGAGAUCCGUACUUCGUAAUAUCAUCCGAGCAAAACUUGGAGCGAAAAUCUUCCUCCUCAGAGGGGGUAUCAUGAAGUUGGUUUCUGUUUUCCGUGGAUUAUCAAGUUUGAUGAGCGAAACAUCAGGCACUAUAGAAACCAGUAUUACGAAGGAAACUUUCGAUUUCGAACCCCUAUUCCAGUCCGAAUGCGGCACUGAAGCUCUGGCAAUUGUCGCGAGUCAAAUAAAUGAGCACAAUUCACAAGCAAUUGAAAUUGUACAAUAUCCGACAAGAAUGUAUAAAGUCGUGAGAGAGUUUAAUGGUGGUCUUUAUACAGGAUUGAGGGGAGUUGAAGAACUUUUAUACCACACAGUACUCUUCUUGAAACGCCGGGUAUCAGUAGAAGUGUAUAUGGAUCUUUUAAUUCAAGUAACAUCUCAGAUCAGGAAUAUAGACAACAAUUUGAUAUACGCAAAGAUCCAGUUCAUUAAAAGAAUUCUGACGAAUAAAAUGCCGUCGAGUAAAUUGUCUGUAUUUUUGGAUGCCUUCUCGCAGGAUAAACUGAUCGUGGAGAAUGUCAAUAUCUGUUCUAUCAUAAAUCAAUUCAGAAGGGAAACCCUGAGUGUUGGAACCAUCAUACAUGUUUUACAUUCUUUGAGAAGUGGAUUCCCCCACCUUCUAUCAACCCUUUUCGUGAGAUUGGUAUUCUUCACGAUAACAGGACAAGGUCUAUUCUACGUCUUCAGGCUUAUUCCAAGUCUAAAGAGCAUUAUCAACUUUAGAUCUACUGAACCUAUUGUUCAUCAAAUAUACCGGGAAAUGAAGUCGGUCAACAUGAAAAAUUUGAUGGUGAACAACGUGGGAUCAGUUCCAGUUAUUGGAAACAUAUUCCAGGUAAUCUCACAGUCCUUGGUUGAAUACAAGCAAGUUAAACAAUUAUGGAUGAGGGACCUUGUGGCAAUGGGAUCACUUCCAGUUAUAAUGUCAUGGAUUAAUUCUGGUUCGGCUAGGGGAGGACAAGGCCCAAGAGGUUGCAUUCAUGAAAUGGGAAUUUGGGGUAUUGACCGAACAAACGGGUGUUUAUUAUUCAACUGAUACUUAUAUCUGAAUUGGAAUUGAUGAGUUACCUCUUAUUUAAAACUUUUUUUGUCUGUAAUACCUUCUUUUACAUUGUUGAUAAUGUUCAAUUAAAUAAAUCCUUAUGAUCUGGAAUAUAA
Molecule: messenger RNA, 1753 nt
Organism: Harmonia axyridis
Lineage: Eukaryota; Metazoa; Arthropoda; Insecta; Coleoptera; Coccinellidae
Exons: 2
Coding region: 9-1631 (540 amino acids)
Source: RefSeq, a predicted model, not a curated record